Molecule: messenger RNA, 5036 nt
Organism: Temnothorax curvispinosus
Lineage: Eukaryota; Metazoa; Arthropoda; Insecta; Hymenoptera; Formicidae
Gene: ATP7
Product: copper-transporting ATPase 1
Exons: 13
Coding region: 627-4523 (1298 amino acids)
Biological process (GO): monoatomic cation transport; copper ion homeostasis
Cellular component (GO): trans-Golgi network; membrane; perinuclear region of cytoplasm
Molecular function (GO): P-type divalent copper transporter activity; copper ion binding; ATP binding
Source: RefSeq, a predicted model, not a curated record
UCUGGAGCAUGCCUUUCUCUCUCGUCCGAGUUUGCCACGAGCAGUCGGCACAGGUAGCCUGACUCACCUGGUUCUCUGAAUAUUCACCUCUCGGUUUAUAUCCGUUAAACAUGUACCAUUUUCGUAUAACGUGCCGCGAUGAGAUUGACGUUUUCGCCGUGCCUUAUAACGUAUUUUGAAUCCUUGAUCAUUAUACGAUCAGAAAAUAUAUUUUUACGCAGACGAUUAUUUUUUUACGGUUGGAUAUAGUGUUUUCAUCAUGUGGACAACUGAUUUAAAGUGUUACUGUUGUUUGUUGCGAUAACGACAAUGAAUAUGGAAACUUAGCGUGACUUCAUUGUCGAGUUCGGUGCUUCUUUAGACUCGCGGAAGAGUAAUGACGAUUACUUCAGCAAAUUAUCGCUGCCUCGUGGUCACAUGAGGUUCCUCUUUGUAGCGAUGUAUACGCGAUAUUUACUGUGAUGAUUACUGUGUUACCUACCUCUUAGGAUUAUUGAACUCUCAGUUAGUCGGGAGAAAUGUGAAAUGAAUAAUAACUUAAUGUGACAAAAUAAGUAUCACAAUUUUACUCGACGAGCACAAAAAAUUGACGUCGUAUAAUAUCGCGCCGUUUAAUCUAACACGAGAUGGUGAAGUUCAGGGGUCCGUUGGUGCAUCGGGUUAAACUGGCGUAUCGCAAUCUAAAGGAUAUGACGAUGACGAACGAGGUGGACCACUCGAUAUCGUGUGAAAACAUAAGAUUGCUUGAUGGUGAUGGCGACAACCCCGAUUCUAAGGGUAUCACGCACCUGGUGCGUGCACUACGCACGUCGGAAGCGUGGCAGCUCGCGCAGGAGACCAGCACGGUUAAAAUCGGCAUCGAGGGUAUGACCUGUCAGAGUUGCGCGAACAACAUCGAAAGGGUGAUCGGCAAUCGGCCCGACGUCGUCAGUAUCAAAGUGGUUCUGGAGGAGAAAGCCGGCUACAUCGAGUACAAAACGCACGAGAUCACACCCCGUGAAUUGGCAGAGGCGAUCGAGGACAUGGGGUACACCGCCAGCCUGCCAUCCAACCUGACAUCCAGCAACGCGGAGAACAAAGCGAACAACUCCUCAAUACCUGCCACCUGCAACAUACACGUAGACGGAAUGACGUGUCAGUCGUGCGUUAAAAACAUCACCGAUGUUCUAUCCGAAAAGCCCGGUAUAAAGAACGUGAACGUCAGCCUGGAGGAUAAAGAAGCCAAAGUCUCUUACAGUAGCGGUGAUGUAACAGUCGAUCAGAUAGUAAUGUAUAUAGAGGACAUGGGCUUCACUGCGUAUGUAAAAAAAGCGAAGGACGAGGCAUCGCAAUUGGAUGCUGAUAUCAAUAAAAAGAAGAAGAAGACGGAACUGGUGCUGCAAGCGAACGGCGCUGGUGAUGUCAAAAAACAAUUGUCAAAGUGCUUCCUGCGUAUAACUGGUAUGACUCACGCUCACCAUGUCACUGGGAUAGAGAAACACUGUAAAAAGCUGUACGGAGUAAAUAGCGUACUGGUGGCUUUGAUGGCCGCCAAGGCAGAAGUCACGUACAAUCCUGACAAAAUAAAAGCGGCGGAUAUUGCUUCCUGUAUAUCGGAAUUGGGUUUUCCUACGACUUUAAUCGAGGAAUUCGGGACCGAAGAAGUCGAAGUCGAGUUAAAAAUCAUGGGAAUGACGUGCGCGUCUUGCGUAAAUAAAAUAGAAUCGACCGUGAAGAAGCUACCUGGUGUACGAUCGGCGAUGGUCGCUCUAGCGACGCAGCGGGGCAAGUUCAAGUACGACGUGGAAAUGACUGGUGUCAGAGAUAUCAUCGAAUGUAUCAAUAAUUUGGGUAUUUACACGGCCAGUCUGUUUAGCAAUCGAGAUAAGGAAAAUAGGGACUACCUGGAUCAAAAAGAAGAGAUAAGUAAAUGGCGAAGAACGUUCUUCAUAUCGCUGAUUUUCGGAGUUCCGAGUAUGGUAUCGAUGACAUAUUUCAUGCUAGUUAUGUUGUUCGGUAACAAGACACACGAGGAAAUGUGUUGCAUAGUACCUGGUCUUUCUUGGGAAAAUCUGUUACUCUUUGUGUUCUCCACGCCGGUGCAGUUUUUUGGUGGCUGGUAUUUCUAUGUGCAAGCCUAUAAAGCUUUGAGACAUGGUACAACCAACAUGGACGUUUUAAUCUCGAUGACUACUACGAUCUCAUAUCUUUAUUCUAUCGCCGUUCUCUCUGCUGCUAUGAUAAUGCAAGAGAACGUCAGUCCACAGACGUUCUUCGACACUCCACCGAUGCUCUUGGUCUUCAUCAGUCUGGGAAGAUGGCUUGAGCAUGUGGCGAAGGGAAAGACGUCCGAAGCUCUCUCAAAACUGUUAUCUUUAAAAGCCACGGAUGCAGUGUUGGUUACGUUAGGACACCACAAAGAAAUAUUAACGGAACGCUCGAUAAGCGUUGACCUGGUGCAACGUGGCGACAUACUAAAAGUGGUCCCAGGUGCCAAAGUGCCUGUCGACGGCCGCGUAUUGUUCGGUGAGUCGACCUGCGACGAGAGUCUGAUCACCGGUGAGAGUAUGCCAGUGCAAAAGAAGGAAGGUUCGAUGGUGAUCGGUGGUUCGAUCAAUGAGAACGGAUCGUUGGUGAUCACCGCCACGCACACGGGCGAGCACACGACGCUGGCGCAGAUCGUUCGCUUGGUGGAGGAGGCGCAGACGAACAAGGCACCUAUCCAGCAACUGGCCGACAAGAUAGCCGGCUAUUUCAUACCCCUGGUCAUAGUGGUCUCCCUAGUGACGCUAGUGAUUUGGAUCAUCAUCGGCUACAUGAAUGUCGAGCAGCUGCCCAUGUCGCACAACGACCAGUUCAAUAAGCACGGCUUGAGUCGCGUGGAGAUCAUAUUUCAAUACGCCUUUCGAAGUGCCCUGGCAGUACUCGCGAUUGCUUGUCCCUGCGCUCUUGGCCUGGCCACCCCGACCGCGGUUAUGGUCGGCACGGGCGUAGGUGCACUAAACGGCAUUCUGAUCAAGGGCGCCGAGCCGCUGGAGAAUGCGCACAAAGUCAAAUGCGUUGUCUUCGACAAGACGGGAACGUUGACGCACGGUGCUCCAACCGUCACCAAGAUCGAAUUGUUCGUGGAGGAGAUGGUCUGUUCAUUGGGGACGUUGCUGACGGUCGUCGGCACGGCAGAAAGAAACAGCGAACAUCCUAUCGCGGCAGCGAUCGUACGCUACGUGCAGGACACAAUCGGAUCGAAAACUGGGCAAUGUACGAAUUUUGAAGCAGUUCCCGGCUGCGGUUUGAAAUGUAAGGUAUCUCAUUUGGAAGGUGCGCUGGGCGAGUCGUUGCAAUCCGAAAAGCUUAUAAACUACAUGGACCAGUCGCACAACGUGUCGACUGGAACGUACAAUGUCAAUAACGUGCGCAUCGACAAGUUGUCGAUCGUCGAGAAGCCGGUAGCCGAUCGUCAAGAGAUGCAAAAGUUAAAUCUACAAUUACUUUUGGAGUCUCCGCGUGGCGAUUCGAACAUGAUUGAUGAGGUAUACGAGAUGUGCAUUGGUAAUCGGGAAUGGAUGCGCCGGAAUGCGAUCAACGUUCCGCAGGAAGUCGACGAGAGGAUGGUGAACGAGGAGAACCUAGGACACACCGCGGUUUUGGUCGCGAUAAACAAUCUUCUGGUCGCCAUGAUCAGUGUCGCUGAUACAGUAAAGCCCGAGGCACAUCUCGCAGUCUAUACCCUGAAGAAAAUGGGAUUGGAAGUGAUCCUCUUGACGGGCGAUAAUAAGAAAACCGCGGCUUCGAUUGCCAAACAGGUCGGCAUCGACAGAGUUUUCGCGGAGAUGUUACCGUCCCACAAGGUGGCUAAAAUUCAGCAACUGCAAAAACAGGGUUUGAGAGUCGCCAUGGUGGGAGAUGGUGUCAAUGACAGUCCGGCUCUAGCUCAAUCAGAUGUCGGUAUCGCUAUCGCGUCUGGCACAGACGUUGCCGUGGAGGCUGCCGACGUGGUUCUGAUGCGCAACGAUCUUCUAGAUGUAAUCGCGUGUUUAGAUCUAUCGAGGAAAACGGUCCGCAGGAUAAGACUGAAUUUCUUAUUCGCUAGUGUCUACAAUCUUCUGGGUAUUCCCAUAGCUGCCGGAGUAUUUAGCUCCUUUGGUUUCUUCCUACAGCCAUGGAUGUCUUCCGCCGCCAUGGCUUUAAGUAGCGUGUCGGUAGUAGGAAGUUCCUUAUUAUUGAAGCUUUAUCGUAAGCCGACUAAAGCCACGUUGGAAACUCCCGGAUACCUAGAAGCUAGGUUUACCCAUUCCAUAGGGCGAUCGAACGAUUUGAAUACGAUAAUAGUGGAUCCGUUCCAUCGUGGAUCGAACGAUUCGCUGAACAGAUAUAAAUCAGCUAUGAACAGAUCAACGUCCACACUGUCCAGAAUAUUUGGAAAGUCAAAACUCGAGGUGGAGGGCCAUCUCCUUGGCGAGGAAGCAGAUGAAACUGAUUUAGCUGUGGAUUUUUCGAAUUAUCGUAAAAACGCGAAGAACUCUAUGGACAUAACUUCCGUAUGAAUCUUGCACGAGCAGACUGUCUGACAAGCAUUUUAAUUCCGUUGACUUUUUGCAGCAAAUGAAUCGAACGUUACCAAUAAUUUUAAUAUUACUUUAUAAUGGAGCUAACAGAAGAAAUUGUAUAAAAAUAGUCAACUAACAAUUCUUACAAUAUAAAGCGAUUUUCACUUUUCACAUUAAAAAUAAGCUGCAUCGCGAAAGUAGUAUAUACCAAUAAUUCAUACAAGACUUCGUGAAUCGAUUUGAGUGAUAUUCAUGUUCAAACGAAUUGAUUGUUAUAUUUUUAUAAACUUUAUAUAUUAAGAUGUGUAAAUAAUACCGACCUACCUGACUGUGAAUGUUUUCAUAACAGGAUAGCAGUACUUCCUUUUUAUUGCAAUUAAUAGAUACAAGUUUUAUCAAUAGUUUUAUCUUAUUACAUGCAGAUGUACUUAAUUCAAAUGGUAAAUGAAAAAAAUUACGUUUUACACAUUUUUAAAAAUACAUGCAAUAUUUUAUAUACGUUUUAUAUAU